GCACGUCCAGUUCGCUUACAACCAAGUAACUGUGACGCGGGUGUCCGAACCACGUGACGACUAAAAGGCGGUGCCGGGCAGGAAGAGAACAGAGAGAGCGCGCGGCACAGCGAGGAGUGGGGCGCGUGACGGAGGCAUUUAUCACAAGGACCGCGAGUAACAGAUCAAGGCGCGCGACAGCCCGGGGGCGGGGCGGACUAAAGAAGACACCCGACGGGUCAUUGAGUGAUUCAACAUACACCUACUUUUGUAUUUAGUACCUUUCGAGCCUUCGCGCUGUCAUUCCCUCCCCCGCUUGUGUUGAGUGGGCGGCUCCGGAUUGUAGCGUGUCCCGGAUAUUGUACAAGGGGGCCUCACCACCUCCUGUUCCCUCCUCCUUCUCUUCCUCGCCUCCGCCCAGCUCACCCGAACACCCGCCCGGCAGCAGUAGCGACAGCAUUAUGGCGCUGAAACGGAUCCACAAGGAACUCAAUGAUUUGGCUCGUGAUCCUCCAGCUCAGUGUUCCGCCGGCCCAGUUGGAGAUGAUAUGUUUCACUGGCAAGCAACAAUAAUGGGACCUAAUGACAGCCCAUAUCAAGGUGGUGUGUUUUUCUUGACGAUUCAUUUUCCAACAGACUAUCCCUUUAAACCUCCUAAAGUUGCGUUUACAACAAGAAUCUACCAUCCAAAUAUUAACAGCAAUGGCAGCAUUUGUCUUGAUAUUCUCAGAUCACAGUGGUCCCCAGCUUUAACUAUUUCUAAAGUUCUUUUGUCAAUUUGUUCACUGUUGUGUGACCCAAACCCAGAUGACCCUCUAGUGCCAGAGAUUGCACGGAUCUACAAAACAGAUAGGGAAAAGUACAAUAGGCUAGCAAGAGAAUGGACAGAAAAAUACGCUAUGCUGUAGGGUACAACAGAAUAGCCCGGGAAUGGACUCAGAAGUAUGCUAUGUGAUGCUACCUUCAAGUCUGAAUAACCUGCAUUAUAGCUGGAAUAAACUUUAAAUUACUGUUUUCCCUCUCCCUUUCAGACCUCAUCUACUUGCCCUUUCCCCACUUCUUUUUUUUUUUUUUUUUUUUUUAAUUUUUUUUUAAUUUUAUUUUUAUUUUUUUUGUUUGUUUUUUUGUGCUGCCUCCCCUUAUGCACAUGCUCACAUGGGAAGACUUUAGUUCAGCAUUGGACAGAAACUGCUAUAGACUGUCAAGUAGUUGCCAGAAUACUAUUGCCCAAGAUAUAUAAUCUUUUCAAACGGAGCAUGUGUUAUACCUGGCCAACGUAUUCACUUAACUUGGUUAUGAGACUAAAACCCAUCCUUCAUUUCUGGCACAACUGGUGAAGAUUAGCGCCUUUGGGGGGGGAACGUGUUUGGGGAGAACGCUCAAUUGUCUAGCGUUUUUGGCUGGCAAAAAAUGCGAUGACAACCUGUUUAGUCAGCCCUUCCAGUGUUAGAAAUUUGAGAUCUUAAGAUGUACUUUAUGCUCAUAACUGAUGUUUUGGGUGGAGAGUUGGUGUUUGAAAAUGUAUAGCAGCAGAACAGAAAAAUGUGAUGUAUUUUAUGCAUGUCAAUAAAUAUGACAAGUGGAAACUGAAAGCUGACACCCCAUUGAAUACCAAGUAGGAUCAAAACAUUGUGUAUUUUUUUUUUUUUUUUUUUUUCAUUUGGAAACCAUUUUUGGAGGCUCUGAGCUAUUAGUUAAUCUAUCUUCCAAAACACUGUUAAUAUAGCACUGAAUACAUGAUGCAAGCGUCAAUGGUUGACUGAUCAACUAAUAGCUCUUUAGAAUUUUUUUUUCUUCAAUAAAGUUGCAUAAACCAAUGUGGUAGCUGCCUGACUUAAUGUUUGCAACAUAUUUUCUUUGUAAAUGCAACAAAUCUGUGUGUAUAUAAAGUUUGGAUUUUGUUCUGUUUGACGUCAAAUUAUGGUGUACAGGUCACGAAAACACAAUAUUUUCCUGUGUUAAGUUUUUUGAUCAUCUUAUAUUCAGAUUAUAUUAAAUAUGCCCUACAAACUGGGAAGAUCCAGCACUGAGUAUAUGACACAGAUUAUGAGAGCUGGUGGGUUUCAUAUCGGGUGGGUGUCUGAUUUAUCGGGUGGUUAAUGCAGGUGAGGCAAAGGUUUUUUUCCAGCCUUCAAGAGAGAUCUUUCAGCACACUGACUGCUCUGAGAUGUGAAGCCGGGGUACUAGGGCUAAAGGGUUUAAACAUGAUAAAAUAGGCAAACUAAUACUACACAGCCAAAUCCCUAUUGGCAUGUGGGAGUGUUAUUGUGAGGCUUGUUUAAAGUGAUUUUUUUUUUUAAAUGUGGGAUGUUCAUUAGAUUGAAAGGAUUAUUUGCUCUGCUGUUUACAAAAAUACGUAUUUUAGUGCAAACAUAAAUUUAAUCUCUCUAGGUGACUUUACCAUGAAUGAAUAAAAGCAGUACUGUUUUUCAUUUCACAAUAAAAAAAGCUGUCUGUG
Messenger RNA from Xenopus laevis (African clawed frog), 2437 nucleotides. It is a transcript of the gene ube2d3.S, whose product is annotated as ubiquitin conjugating enzyme E2 D3 S homeolog. NCBI's taxonomy places the organism in Eukaryota, Metazoa, Chordata, Amphibia, Anura, Pipidae. The record is from RefSeq and is a predicted model, not a curated record. The transcript has 8 exons. The coding region runs from base 441 to 887 and encodes 148 amino acids.